Chelmon rostratus (copperband butterflyfish) is the source of this 2455-nucleotide messenger RNA. RefSeq names its product heterogeneous nuclear ribonucleoprotein U-like protein 2. Gene Ontology annotation, molecular function: protein binding. NCBI's taxonomy places the organism in Eukaryota, Metazoa, Chordata, Actinopteri, Chaetodontiformes, Chaetodontidae. Gene Ontology annotation, cellular component: membrane. Bases 108 to 2054 code for a protein of 648 amino acids. The transcript has 11 exons. The record is from RefSeq and is a predicted model, not a curated record.
CCGAUGUUUUGGUCCGAACUGCUGCCUUUUCCCCAACAGUUUACUUUGGGUUUGUUUUUACUGAGGAAGCUACAACUUGAAUAAGACUUUAUACUCACACGGUAACAAUGAAGUUAACGGAAAUCAAAAAGUUGAAAGUGCCCGAGCUGCGGUCCAGACUUAAAGAACUCGGGUUGGACAUCAAGGGACUGAAGGCUGAGCUGAUAGGCAGGCUGUGGUCUGCUUUAGAGGCAGGACAAAGUGUAGAAGACGGUGAGGAAGAGCCAAAACCACAAAAUGACACCUCAGUGACACCUGCGGCACAGACGGAGAUCGCGGACGUCCGCGCUCAGUCCUCGUCAACACCGACAGAAGCUGGUGUCACUGCGCGCUGUAAACUAGACCGCACCAGAGAGUUCACAGACUGUGCCACACAGACAGAGACUGACACCGGUCUGCCAACACCACAGCAAAGCUCGGAUCUGAUUUCGGACAGUGUUCCAGAGUACCAAGCUGAGCCGGGAUAUGCAGAGCGUCCCGGAGAGGGACAGGACAGGAGAGCUCAGUCAUCAGAGGAGAGGGCCAGAGGUCGAGCUUUCUACGAGUUCAAAGAGGAGAUACGAUACAAGAGAGCCAAAUCUCCACAACCUCCAGUGAACAGGGAGGAGACAGAAGAGGAGGAUGAAGAUAAAGUCAGAUUAAAUCCAUAUGACAGUCACCUCCACUUUGAGGCGGGUCCUGACGGUGGAUGUGGCCAGCCGCGGUUCUGGGCUCGAUGCCCCUCGCUGUGGUCCGGCUGCAGGCUCACCCACGGGGUGCUGCAGGGCAGGGUGGGUUUUGAGGUGAGGCUGGAGAGGAAGUUGUUGACUACACAGCUGGAGGAACAAGAAGACAUGGAUUCUUGCGGCCUGAGAGUGGGCUGGUCGAUGGCCAACACCUCUCUGCUGCUGGGUGAAGGUGAAUUCUCGUUUGCUUAUGAUGGGCGUGGUAAAAAAGUAUCGGGUGGGAUGGAGGAAGACUUUGGAGAACCUUUCUCGGAGGGGGACAUCAUUGGCUGUUACGCUUCUUUCUCCACAGGCACUGCUGUUGAGCUCUCAUUUCAUAAGAACGGUCGUUUCAUGGGUGUUGCCUUUUCCCUGAAUGCCCCUGUGCUGCUGGGUCGUGCCCUGUUCCCUCAUGUCCUCUGUAAGAGCUGUUCAGUCAGAUUCCAGCUGGACCCCACAGCUUCUCCAUGGUACCCUGGCCCGCCAGGCUUUACAUCGGUGGCAGCUCUUCCAACAGGCCAGAGGGUUCGUUCUACAUCAGCGCCUUCCUCCAGAGCACGGUGUGAGGUGUUGUUGAUGGUUGGUCUUCCUGGUUCUGGGAAGAGCCACUGGGCCAGGACUCACAUGAAGCAGCAUCCAGAGAAACAGUACAGACUGUUGGGCACAGAGGAGCUGCUCGCCUGUAUGAUUAGUGGGGGUCAGAGGGAAAGCAGGCUGCAGCAGGCCUCUCAGUGUCUGACUGAUGUGAUCAAGAUAGCUGCUCAGACUCCUGGCAACUAUAUCCUCGACCAGUGCAACAUCCUCUUCUCUGCACGGCGUCACAAGCUGCAGCUGUUUACAGGCUUCAGGCGGUGGGUGGUGGUGGUCUUUCCCUCAGCAGACGAGUGGAGACGUCGACUGUCCCAGCACCAGAUGAGUGACAGGGAGCAGAUCCCCGAGACCGCCCUCCUCAAACUGCAAGUGAGCUGCAGUCUCCCAGAGCAGCAGAGUGACCUGCUGGAGGAGCUGAUGUAUGUCGAGCUCCCUCAGGAACAGGCACAGGCGCUCCUGCAGGAGUACAAAGAUGAGGCUCGCAGACUGCUGCCCCCCAUCCCCACUCAGGACAAGAAGAAACCCAGACUUAACAAGAAAAGACCCCACCCUCACGGCCCUCGACCCUCACAUAGGAUGCAGUGGACUGGGUUGACCGACGUGCGACUCAACAUGCAGUCAUGGAAGCAGCAGCCAAGAUAUUGGAACAUGGCUUAUCAGGGCCAGGGCUGCUGCGACUACAGAGACUUUGGUGGCCGCGGUUAUGAAGGUUACUGGUGAAGAAACCUGGAGCAAGAAGAAACAGAUGUCGCUGCACUAUAUGUGUUUACAGGAACAAUAAUUUUACUGAUGUCAUUUAAUGUUGAAGAAGAGAGCUAACUACAUCAGGAAGUCAUAUUACACAGAACUACAGACUACAGUAUGUGCUGCACUUGCUGCUUUGGCCAAUCAGACUUUGUUUUGUAGUAUUUAAUCAUUUUAAUGAAAACCAGGUCACUUUUUAGCGUUUUAUUCAAGAUAUUUUUUAAAAUGUAUUGUGUUUUACUGUACGAGGUACAAACAAUAAAAAAAAUCUACAGUAUUUUGCACAAUGGUAAUACCAGUAUUGGUCAGAGAGGACUUUAAGUCAAAGAGUAAUAAAUUGCUGAACUUUUGAAAUGUUUCUCUUUGUGUGUACAUUU